ACAAUCGACUUUUAGACUUUUAAACGAACCUGGUGUAGUUUAUCGAUGCAGUUUACCGGGUUCAUGUGUAGAGAUUAAACCGACUUUCAUGAAAGACGAAGAAGUAUAUGUAGACCAACUUAAUAGACACGUGUAUGUAAAGAAGGAACAUUCUUGGUUCGGUGGUGCAAUGUCGAUAGAAAAGUACAGCGGUUUCCUUACGAUAUGUGCUCCACGUAUUAUUCUUAGAAUAUUCACAUUCAAGAGUACGAAAUACGUGGAUACUUUGCAAGGCAUGUGUUAUAGUGGUGAAACGUCAUCGGUAACAUUAAAACCGGAAAAUUCUGAAAUUACAUCUUUUGAUUUCAGCAAAAAUACAUGGUAUGAUCCAAUCCAUGGUUUCUCCGUUGCCUUUGCGGUAUCUUUACGGAUACCUUAUUUACAGAAACAAUAUAGAUCAAUAAGCCGUAUUGUUGGAAGACCAAAUGACAACAUUAUAGGUAGUGUCAAUAUAGGACGUUUUCGGAUGUACAGGUUUAAUGAGAUUUAUAGAAAAACUACAGAUAAUAUACCGAUAUAUGAUGAUCUAUCAAAAUUUGGCUAUGCGGUAACAUCAGGAUAUUAUUUCCACCGAAAUCAACCCCUUUACGCUUGUGCGGAUCCAGGAUGGAAUUACAUAGGGCAGGUUGUUAUAGUUGAUAUGGACGGAGAUUUUAUACCCCUAGUUACGAAUCUUCGUGGCAGUGACAUCGGCGAAUUCUUUGGAGCCAGCUUAGCCAGCGGUGAUUUAAACAACGACGGUCUAUACGACCUUGUUGUCGGAGCUCCACAUUGGGGGAAUGAUAACGGCAGAAUUCACAUAUAUCUGGGCAGCUCAAAGAAAGAGUUCGAAGCAGCCACGAUUCUAAAAGGUGCCAGAGAAGAUGCACAGUUCGGUUACGCAGUAGCAGUCGGUGAUGUGGAUGGAGAUGAUUUUUGUGAUAUUAUAGUAAGCGCUCCUUGGGAAGAAUCCGGAGCAAUUUAUAUUUACAAUGGCGACACAAGUUUAAAAGAUAAAGUAAGACCUACAAUGUCACAAAGGAUCACAAUGCAAUCUUUUAGUCAUAAUCCUUCGACGAAAGGAAUGAACAUACAAACGUUUGGAUUUUCGAUAUCUGAACCGAUCGAUAUUGAUAACAAUGGGUACGCAGACAUCGCGGUAGGCGCAUAUAAAUCAGGACAUGUCAUAGUACUUCGGAGUAAACCCAUUGUAAGAACAAAUUUAACUGUAUAUACCAUUCCAAGCACUUUACAAAGGAACAUAAGUAACUUUUUAGUUGAAGCGUGUGUUGAAUAUCAAAACUACAACAUUACAAAUAUACAUGCUUUCAAAGUCUCUCUUAUUAUGGACCAAAAAUACAAACGUACUAAAGAGACUUCAUUAGAAAUGUACUCAAUGGAUGUUUCCAUUCAUACGUGUGUGAAUGCUACUAUUACUCUUUCGAAUGAUAUUCAAGAUUUUAUUGAACCGAUUACCAUUUAUGCAUCUCAUGAUUUUACGUACAAUGAUUCAUUUGAAUUUUGUAAGACCUGCCCUGUUGAAAGCAAAAAUAAUAAAAUGAUGAGCGUGCACGUUUUGCUUCCUUUCGACAUUGAAUGCGGAGAGGAUAGAGUCUGCAAUUCCAACAUACAUGGAACGAUGAAACUUUGGGGGGUCAGGGAAAAUAAUACUUGGAUAAUUGGUUCCAAUGACAUCACUUUAGAAACACAUUUAAAGAAUUAUGCUGAGCCGGCAUAUCUUACAACAAUCGUGUUUACUCUACCGAAGGAGAUAGUACUUCGUAGUAUCUUAUCAUUUUGUGAAGAAGACACAGACGAAGAUAUCCUGACGGUUAUUUGCAACGUUGGCAACCCAUUUGGAACAGAUGAGCAGAAAGUUGUGAAACUCGAUUUAGAUAUGAGACAUCUGACCAACGGUUCUUUGCAUGGACAAGUUCUGGAGUUCUUUACGGAGAUACGAACUCGCAACACAAAUAAUGGCACGCAUAUGAUUAAAUUACCGUUGAUUUUACAAAGUGAAGCUUUUUUAUUGUUAAAUGGAAAAGCGAUUGAGAAAAGUUAUUAUCUACCUAAUUUGGAUAGUGAUCGAUCAAAUAUAGUUUUUCAACACGUUUAUCAAAUAAUGAAAUUCGGUGAGACACCUAUAGAAGAGGCGCGACUUAUCGUCAAUCUACCAACGGCUAUACACAACUCAGAUUCUCCUAUAUUUUUGUAUAAGCCGCGAAUUUAUGUAUCUGGAAAAUAUUACGACUGCUUAUCAAAUGGAGUGAAUCUGAUGAAUAUGCAGCAGGAAUUUUUAGGAGAGACAGCGUCAGAUGCAUCUAAUUUAUAUAAUCUAGACUAUAAUAACGAAACGCUGCAAAAUGCGACGCAUGAUGUAUUCAAAAGAAAUGCGGACAAUUACAUAAUAACAUUUGGUGCUCAUAUCUUACAAACAUUGUACAUUUUGAGAAUGACGACGUCCAAAGAUUCGAACGGUAAUCUAACAAUCCAAGAACGCGAUAUCGUAUACGUGAACUGUUCGACAUAUGGUGUGAACUGUUCGACGAUAUACUGUGAUCUGAAUGCGUUAAAAACACAACAGGAUAUCGGGAAAUUAGUGAUGAGAUUAAUUCUCAAUACCACAAAGCUCAAAGAUCAUUUUAAUUUGUUUAACGAAAUGAAGAUUGUGAAAAUCAGCACAGAUGCUUAUGUCGAAAUCAUAAAACCGGCAAAUAGGAUUUUUAGGAUGAACGAGAGUUUAAGGAACAUUUAUGUUGUAGACACAAUACGAAUGUCACGACAGAAUUUCAUAAUACAACGAAGACGCAGAAAUUGCAACUUUUGGUUGUACUUGUGUCAGUUUCAUUAGGUCUAAUAUUAUUAUGUAUCGUUGUUAUUAUAUUAAAUAAGCUAGAUUUUUUCAAGAGGACAACGAAAGAAGAACUGUUCACUUUAAAAUCUGAUGAG
This is a messenger RNA of Trachymyrmex cornetzi, 2967 nucleotides long. Its product is annotated as integrin alpha-PS3. Gene Ontology annotation, molecular function: integrin binding. Gene Ontology annotation, cellular component: integrin complex; external side of plasma membrane. The record is from RefSeq and is a predicted model, not a curated record. Lineage: Eukaryota; Metazoa; Arthropoda; Insecta; Hymenoptera; Formicidae. The coding region runs from base 89 to 2869 and encodes 926 amino acids. The transcript has 18 exons. Gene Ontology annotation, biological process: cell-matrix adhesion; integrin-mediated signaling pathway; cell-cell adhesion.